This is a messenger RNA of Aspergillus japonicus CBS 114.51, 1488 nucleotides long. Its product is annotated as indoleamine 2,3-dioxygenase. The record is from RefSeq and is a predicted model, not a curated record. Gene Ontology annotation, biological process: 'de novo' NAD+ biosynthetic process from L-tryptophan. The coding region runs from base 1 to 1488 and encodes 495 amino acids. NCBI's taxonomy places the organism in Eukaryota, Fungi, Ascomycota, Eurotiomycetes, Eurotiales, Aspergillaceae. The transcript has 2 exons. Gene Ontology annotation, cellular component: cytoplasm. Gene Ontology annotation, molecular function: heme binding; indoleamine 2,3-dioxygenase activity; metal ion binding.
AUGCUUCCCCCAAUCCCAGCUCUGGCGGACUACGGCAUAUCGCCAGACCAUGGGUUUCUACCACCCGAGCCCCCCAUUGACGUGCUGCCCGACCCAUACUAUGCUCGAUGGGAGUGGAUUGUGUCCAACAUCCAGGCCCUCCUGAUCAGCCGACGGAUCCGAGAGGCGGUGGAUCAUAUGCCCAUGCUAUCUGUUUCAUAUCUGCAAGACGACAGCGAGUGGAGGAGGGCGUACGUGGUACUGGUGUUCAUGCUACAUGGUUAUGUCUGGGGCGGAAGCAGGCCCGCCGAGAAAAUCCCUCCCCAAUUGACGGUGCCGCUGUUCGACGUGUGUGAUCACCUGGGCCUGCCGCCAGUCGCGACCUAUGCGGGCGUGUGCCUGUGGAAUUACAAGCCGAUCUUCCCCGACGAACCGGUGGAUGACCUGCGUAACCUGGACAGCAUCAACACCUUCACGGGCUCCUACGACGAGAAGUGGUUCUACCUGGUGUCGGUGGCGAUCGAGGCUCGUGGGGCGCCGUCCAUCCCGCUGGUGCUACAGGCCAUCGCGGCCGCGCGGGCUGGCAACAGCCUCGUCGUGACCGAGUGUCUGCAAGGAUUGGCCGAGGUGAUCGACGAGGUGGGCUCCCUGCUGGAGCGCAUGUAUGAGCACUGCGACCCGUACGUGUUCUACCACCGCAUCCGGCCAUAUCUGGCGGGCAGCAAGAAUAUGGCGGACGCCGGGCUCCCCCACGGGCUGCUGUACGACACUGGCCGUGGUGAAGCAGAGUACCGGCAGUACGGCGGGGGCAGCAACGCGCAGAGCUCGCUGAUCCAGUUCUUCGACAUCGCCUUGGGGAUCGAGCACCGUCCCACGGGCGAGACCACUCGUCCUGGUGGUACCGCCAGUGACGAGCAGAAGGAGGGGGUGGUUGGGGCGCCCCGCCACGGCUUCAUCCAGGAGAUGCGCUCGUAUAUGCCCGCGGCCCACCGCCGCUUUCUGGAGCAUGUGAGCGCGGUCGCCAAUCUCCGGGAGUACGUGGAGGCGCGCCGCUCGGACAAGGCGCUGUGCAUUGCGUACGAUGCGUGUCUGUCGAUGCUGCGCGUGAUGCGCGACAAGCACAUCCAGAUCGUCUCGCGGUACAUCAUCAUCCAGUCGCGCGACGCCCGGCCGGGCCGGCGCGCCACCAGCCCCAAGCGACCGCCCCAGCAGCAGAUGGCGCAGCCGACGAACCUGGCGACCGCCCGCUAUGGGGACAAGGCGGACCCGAAGAAGCUACGGGGCACGGGGGGCACCGCGUUGAUUCCGUUCCUGAAACAGGCGCGGGACGAGACGGGCGAGCCAGCCAUUGACGCGUGGGCGCGCCGCCUGCUGAGCAACGGGCCGUCGGAAUCCAGUUUUGCGGCGCUGAGCAAGGUGGGCGAGAACCACGAUGGGAAUCUCCAGGUGGUGGGCUUGUCGGGGACGUGGGCGGCGGACGAUAGUGAGGGAGGGAUAUGUCAUUGGUAG